AUGAAUCCGAUUGGGCCAUCUGCAAGGCCUGACCAUGCCUACGCCGGCCCGCAGACUCGUUCCCAGUGGGCCAGACGUAUCCCCGAGCUUCUUGAGGAUCUCCGCGAAGCAUUCCAAAGUACAUCAACAUUUCAUCUGUAUAGCCAAGUCGCGGUCAUUGCAAUGCAUUGGGAGAAUGAUGAUCUCAAUGUUUUGCCUUUAGAGACUGAGCUACUUCAGACAUUACGUGAUGACUAUGGCUUUCUCACAUCUUCGUACACAAUCCCGACUACUAACUGUCCUAAUCCCCAAACACGGCUCCUCCAGCAUCUACUGGCCUGGACUACGCAGCAUUCAGGCGAGAACACUCUGCGGAUGUAUGUAUACUCUGGCCACGCUGGAAAUGCUGGCUAUCAGUCGAUUCAAUGGCACCUAGCUGGAGCAUUGAAUCGGAAUGGAAGAUUGACAGGCCCGUCAAUCAACUGGUGGGAUAUCCGGGGCAACCUGGAAGUUGACCCAGGCGCAGUAUGCUAUGUCUUCGACUGUUGCUCGGCGGCAUCAGGAGUAUUAAAAGACUAUGCUGGAGCAGAAUUCGUUGCAGCUUCAGCAUGGGAGCAGCCGGCUUCCUUAUCACAGAACUUCUGCUUUACGCGGGCCUUCAUUGACGCUCUGAAAGGCCUAAAGGGCCAAAACAGCACCUUGGCUGACGUUUAUGCAACCAUUGUACGCCAUGCAAAGGACAGUCAAAUUGAGGUACUGCCAAUACAUAUUCCCAAACCCGGCACUAGAAGCGUCACUAUCGGACAUCAAGACAGGCCGAUGAGGCCCGCUGGCGGGUGCCAGCUCAAGGUUUUGCUUAGUGUCAACAUCAAUGAUCCAAAUGCGCUGAAUAUCACUGACUGGAAAGAGUGGCUAUCUUCGAACCUUCCCCCAACUAUUCGCCCAGAAGACCUUGAGAUUGAAGGUCUCUACGCUGGAUCGACGGUCAUUCUCUUUACUGUCCCGAUCCAGGCAUGGUGCUUUCUUCCUAAAAACCAUGCAUACACAUUCAUCUCGAUGGUUACAUCGGGAAAUAUGUUGCCUCCCUGGCGGCCAUCGCUUCCGUCCCGCGUUGCACCCCCUCUAAACGAGAAUCAGCCGUUUGCUGGUGGUUCUCAUAAGCCUAUUCGCUAG
Aspergillus viridinutans is the source of this 1152-nucleotide messenger RNA. RefSeq lists its product as uncharacterized. The coding region runs from base 1 to 1152 and encodes 383 amino acids. The record is from RefSeq and is a predicted model, not a curated record. The transcript has 2 exons. NCBI's taxonomy places the organism in Eukaryota, Fungi, Ascomycota, Eurotiomycetes, Eurotiales, Aspergillaceae.